Drosophila hydei is the source of this 1593-nucleotide messenger RNA. RefSeq lists its product as uncharacterized. The coding region runs from base 153 to 1508 and encodes 451 amino acids. Lineage: Eukaryota; Metazoa; Arthropoda; Insecta; Diptera; Drosophilidae. The transcript has 6 exons. Gene Ontology annotation, cellular component: sarcolemma; dystrophin-associated glycoprotein complex. The record is from RefSeq and is a predicted model, not a curated record.
UUUAGAAGUAUUUUCAGACUAUGAAAGCUACAGAUAGAGAUAGAUAGAGAAGAAGAAGAGCAACAUUUUUAACGAUUCAAGCUGAGGAUGCGCUAUGCGUCAAGGGGCUAUAGCAUUAUUGGAACAACGCCAGCCGAAGGAAACAGACAACAAUGCAAUCACAAAACGUGCGUCCAAUAAGCACAUAUGACAACCUAACAGCAACCACAACGAGCGCAGCCAAGCCGAAGAUGAAACCACAACAACAACAGCAAGACCAACAGCAACAGCAGCAGCCAGUGUGGACCGGUAAGACUCCAGGACAGAUGCGACAGGAGCUACGAGAUAGCCCAAGCAUUGCCAUGAACGGCAACAAGAAGUCGUGGCAAGCCAACAGCCAGGAUCGCCAUCAGCUGGCCAUGCCAGAACAGGUCUCAGAGCUGAAUGAGACCAGCCACAGCAUUGCUGCAGUCAAAGCCGCUUUGAGCGAUGCAAAGUCCAAAUUCUUUGGUAUCCACAGCUGUGAGACGUUGGACGUCGCAGCUUCGCCUCCCAGCGAGCGUGACUCACCAGCCGCAGCUAUGCCGUCGGUAGUUAUCAAGCCGGAGCCCAAAUACCAAAAUGUGCCACAGCCCACACGAAUUCCCGUUCUGCCGGAAGCAAGCAGCUCGCCCACAAUCGUGUCGCAUCGCUUCGGUGCCACAUACGAGCAAAUUCCAUUGAGCGAUCUAGAUGCGUCGCAGCCAACGCAGGCUGUCUAUAUGAGCACCACGGUCCCUCAGAACAUGAAGGGUAUGAAGAUCGCCGGACGACACACGCCAACUCGGAACAGUCUCAGGCACAGCCGGAUGAUUGUGGUUAAUAAUAAGAACCAUGACAGCAUCCAGGAAACAUAUACUUCGCACAUUCGCAACUCGAAUUUCUCACGCCAGCUUUUGAUCCUGCAACUGGCCAUCGGCCUGCUGAUCGUGGGGUUGGCCAUCUCGAUACUUAUUUGGACACCGAGUGCAUCCAUAUUGAUAAAUCCGUACCUAAGUGGCCUUUCACUUUUACUUGCCAGUAUUGCGGGUCUAAUACUGCUUGGUCGGGAUCGCGAGUCCGACUACAAAAGGGCGCACAACAACUGCUACAAAGUGCUGCUGGUUGAAUCUUACGUCUUUUCGGCUCUGGCCCUAAUCUUCUGCUGCCUGGCGCUGGUCUGUGCCGCCAUCGAGUUCGCCGAGCUGCAGUCCACGUCGACGCUAACCGAUGGCAACUGUGGCCCGGCGACCAGCUCCCUCCUCAACUACAGCAACUGCACCUGCCUGACGGAGGAGCAGCAAGCGACGACCAUGGCAGCUCUAGCUGAGGCUGGCUCCGAUGAUAUCGACAGCGGCGAAACGUGUGAAGCCAUUCGUGGCAAAUGGAAAUAUUUACUCGGCUUCUCAAUGGCUCUCAAUGCACUGGGCAUAUUUGCAACGUUCUUAUAUAUAACGAUAUUUAUUUGCUGCUACCAUAGCAGUCGAAAACAUUUCAAUAUAUCUGUCUAAGAAACUUUGUACCUACUACGCAUAGCACUAAUUCUUAAUUCAAAUUUAAAUGUAGCUCUCACUAAAUCAAAUUAAAACAAAUUAA